AUGGACCGUAUAUCAGAACUGCCUGAUUCCAUCAUUCAUCAUAUGAUGUCUUUUCUCAACAGAUCAGACGUUGCAAGAACGAGCGUGCUAUCUAAAAGAUGGCACAAUUUGUGGGCUUCGUUCCCCAUAUUGAAUUUUGAUGAGUUACACCUUGAACAAAGAUUAAAUGGAAACCCCGAGAGCAUGUGUUGGACUCAAGAGGUUUUCACUGAUGGCUUUAUGAAGCAUAUAGAUGAUAGGGAAACUACAAACAGUAUUUUCUUCAAUCACGUGGAUCGGUCUUUGUCAAGGUUCAUUGAGAACAAGAUUAAGGUUCAGAAAUUUAAGCUUGUUAUAAGGCUCGUGAAUUCUAAAUCCGCUGUAGUUCUUGAAAAAUGGUUGCGAAUGAUCAUCGAGAGCAAUGUUGAAGAGCUUGAUUUGUGGACUUAUCCUGAAAUUUGCGCGCUCUACAACUUGACUCCAUCUAUCUUUGACGCUAAAUCAAUGAAGGCUUUGAAGUUGAAGGAUUGUAAUCUAGGGCUGCCCUUAUGCAAGGAGACUAUCAAUUUCAAUUCUUUACAAAGGCUAUCUCUAGAAACUCUCCAAAUUGAUGAGAAAGUUCUUCAACAUUUCUUUUCUAGUUGCCCUUUGAUCGAAGAACUUGUUCUCAUUCAUUGUAGGGGGUUGAAUAGAUUUCAAGGUGAUCCAGGGCCUAUAAUAUCUUCAACAAUUGCUUUUGGUAAAUGGGUAGAUAAAUCAUUGAGUUUUAACGUCCAUGAUGUUGAGUGGUUCCUGAAAUUGAGAGUUUUUCUUUCAAGAGCACUUCAAUUUAAAGUCUUCACCAAGAAUAUGAGUCAUAACAAGAAGAAGCACAAGAAAUUUCACAUUCUCAAACACGAGUUUGAGUACUUAAAGCUAGAAGAAACUUGA
Messenger RNA from Camellia sinensis, 909 nucleotides. The record is from RefSeq and is a predicted model, not a curated record. Lineage: Eukaryota; Viridiplantae; Streptophyta; Magnoliopsida; Ericales; Theaceae.